Messenger RNA from Acanthosepion pharaonis, 1044 nucleotides. The record is from the annotation of a GenBank genome assembly. Lineage: Eukaryota; Metazoa; Mollusca; Cephalopoda; Sepiida; Sepiidae.
AUGAUUUUACUAGUAAAAGAAAUAUCAGCAAAUUUGGAAUCCUACCAAAGGAUGUGCAGAACUGUCUUAACCAAUAGUGAAGAAAGUAGAUAUGGAUUAGAUAAUGGACAGUUAAUAGUAAACCAGGAUGAUUUUGCUAAGUUAUCAACAGAAGUGGCUCAGCUUACUCAGAAUUUACCAAAAGUGUUUACAAAGAAACUCAUAACAACAUUAAACCAAAUGGAAAAUAUAUCAAAAGAAAUAGAAGCAGCCAAGAAAGCUGUUGAUGAGACUACACUUGAGAGAAACCAUUGGAAAGUUCGUUGUGAUGUUGCCACUCAAGAUUGCCAGAAUGAGAAAGAACGUAACUUGCAACUUUCUAGACAAGUGCAAGAAUUGACUGAUGAAAUGAGUCGUCAGUCUGAUUAUUGUUCUAGUUUGGGAUCAGCUUGCUGUACAUUAUUAUGGAGAGUAUCACGCUGUGAAGAAAGCAUCCAGGCCAUUCUUAUUGGGAGCAAAGUUGAUGAAUUUUUGCUUCUUGUACAAAGCACUUUGGAUAGUUUCCUGACUACAUACAAAGAAGAUUGGCCCCAAGAGAAAACUAAUGAGGAACAUUUCAUUCUUGCUUUAUGUGGAAUUAUAACCAAUAUUGCUGCUUCUGCUUAUGGCCGAGAUUUUCUUGUUACUAAUCCUUGUGGCUGUAAAGUCAUUGAUACAUUCUUGACUAUACUAAAUGAAGCUCCAAGCAAAAAGAGUACAAAACUGAAAAAUUUGAUUCUAAUGUCCUUAUAUAACCUGUCCAUCAAUCAGAAAGGAAUGAAAUAUAUUAGCAACAAACCAAAUUUUUUCCAGUUGCUUGUUUGGUUAUUGAAAGAAGAACCAAGCAAUGAGUGUUGCAUCAAUAUUCUACGUUUGUUACAGUCUGUAAUCUCUGAGGCCAAUAUCACUGUUCUUCACCAAUUAAAGGAAUUGCUACCUGACAAAGAUCUACAUUUUCUUACCACCAGCAGAAACAAAGACAUCCGAGAUUUGGCUUCAGAGCUUUGUAUUGACCUUAACUAUUGA